Penicillium robsamsonii is the source of this 1530-nucleotide messenger RNA. Its product is annotated as RING-H2 finger protein. The record is from RefSeq and is a predicted model, not a curated record. Bases 1 to 1530 code for a protein of 509 amino acids. The transcript has 4 exons. Lineage: Eukaryota; Fungi; Ascomycota; Eurotiomycetes; Eurotiales; Aspergillaceae.
AUGGGGCUGUCUCUUUUCUUUCUCUUGUUCAUCUCAGUAAAGGCAGUGGUGGUUUCGCUGCCAUCAAAUACGACUGACAUCCACAUCCAAUCCAGUGGAUUUCGUAUCGAGGGAACCACUCUGACUGGCCAGAAGCUUGUCCCCUUGACCCCAUUGCUGAUUGAAUCGACCACGGCCCGACUCAAGACAUUUAAUUUUUCUGGCACUCUCACUCAAGUCAUCCCAAGCAAUUCCCUCAACUUACAGAGGUCACAAAUCGCCUGUAUAUCUUGCGACCAGGACGACUAUACCGGAAAUAUCCGAGUUGACAAGACAAUUGAAUACGUCACCUCUGCCCAAUCUGCUGCUGGCAUUCUGCUAUACAGCAAAACAGCUACCGGCUGCAAUUUUACUUCCGAUGGUCAGACCGCUGCACGCUUUCCCAAUAUCUUCACAUUCACAAACCAAACCGGCUAUUCUGCACUACUCCGUGCUUUCGAUCAACCAACAACUAUCAGCAUCGUUUCAAUGUCUAACUACAUCGGAGGUGUUCCUACCGACGGGGAUGCCGGUAGCACGGGUAACAGUCCAAACACUGCCAUGAUCAUUCUGUACAGUAUCACAGGCAUCAUUACAGCCUUGUUCCUAGGAAUCAUCAUCACAGGUGCAGUCCGCGCUCAUCGCCAUCCAGAGCGAUAUGGCCCGCGCCGGAUUGCCGGACGAGUCCGACAAAGCCGAGCCCGAGGUAUAGCUCGAGCCAUGUUAGAUACCAUACCGGUCGUCAAGUUUGAUGAAAAAAACGAUGACGUGGAGGCCGCUAAAAGAGACAUCGAGAUGUCCAUGGGUGAUGAUGCUGCUCGCGACCCCUCCCAGGCCGAUGAAAGCACCACUGGGGUGUCGACCCCCCGCGAGUCCGAAAUGCCAACCCCAGAUAACGAGCGCCCCACUCCCACAGCCCCUGAAGCCAAGACCGAGAUGCCCGAUGCAGGUAACUUUUCGUGUCCGAUUUGUACAGAUGACUUCAUCAAGGGCCAAGACCUACGUGUACUGCCCUGUAACCACCAAUUCCACAUGGAAUGCAUUGAUCCAUGGUUGAUGAAUGUGUCUGGCACCUGUCCCCUUUGCCGCAUCGACCUCAACCCACCCCAACCCGAAAACCUAGAGCAAACUGAAGAAAAUACCGACCAACCCGACCAACCACACCCAGAAGGCGCAGUCCUAACAACGGAGGACGCCCGCCAGCAAGCCCGUCAGCAAGCCCGCCACACGCAUCGCCGUCUGACCAACUACCUGCACGGGCCCCUCAACGCCCGACGGAUGCGCGACGCUACCGUCGAGGAGCGUCUCGCUGCGCUGCGACGCGUCCGUGAAGCAAACCAGGUCGACUCCGCCCCUGAAGAAGGACCACACCGCGGUUUAACCACCCGACUACGCGAUCGUUUCCGCAUCCGAACGCGCGCUCACGGUGCCGAGGGUGAGACAUCUGACACCGAUGCUGCGCCUUCUCCGGCAGCUCCGGCGGCCGUCCACCUUCCGCCGUCUACUGCAUGA